Messenger RNA from Paramisgurnus dabryanus, 4113 nucleotides. RefSeq names its product E3 ubiquitin-protein ligase UHRF2-like. Lineage: Eukaryota; Metazoa; Chordata; Actinopteri; Cypriniformes; Cobitidae. Gene Ontology annotation, molecular function: protein binding; ubiquitin protein ligase activity. The record is from RefSeq and is a predicted model, not a curated record. Gene Ontology annotation, biological process: protein ubiquitination; negative regulation of gene expression via chromosomal CpG island methylation.
CGCGCGCUUCCCCCGCAGAACGCGAACGCGCACACAAGCCCCCCGACACACAAACAGACGCACACGCGCACGCGCGCGCCCAGUUUUCCGCUCACACGCUGGUUUUCACGUCUGUCGAAAGGCGCGAUGUGGAUUCAGGUCCGGACGAUCGACGGGAAGGAGACUCGAACCAUCGAUGAUCUGUCGCGGCUCACGAAGAUCGAGUCCCUGCGCGUGAAGAUCAAAGAGAUCUUUAAUGUGAAGCCCGAGCAGCAGAGACUCUUCUACAGAGGAAAACAGAUGGAAGAUGGUCAGACGCUGUUCGAUUACAACGUCGGGCUUAAUGACAUCGUCCAGCUUCUCAUUCGCUCACAGACUGACGCUCCUGACAGCCCCGUCCUUAACAACGGUGAGGGUGUGAUCUGCAUAACAGCCCCGCCCACCACAGCAUCUGUCCCACCCCCAACCACACCUACCACAACAAUCGUUUCUCCAGCAACAGUUUCUCCAGAAACGGUUUCCAAUAGCAACGGAGACGGGUCCAAAACAUGUAGUCCGGCAUCAGACAGCCAACCAUCCACAUCCAGCCGUACCCCUCUCAUCGAUCCUGGGAUUGGACGGUACAAAGUUAAUGAGUUAGUCGACUGCAGGGACGUCAGUAUUGGCGCCUGGUUCGAGGGCGUCAUCGAAAAAGUUUCUCCUGCCUCUAAAGGACAAAAUGGCAAAGCCGAAACGUCGCCACCUGCUGCCAGGGUGGGCAGACCCAGAAAACAGACUAAUGGAAAGCUGGGUUCUGAGGAAACUACGGACAGUAAUGGCACAUCAGAGAAACAAAUAAACUCAGACAACAGCGAACCAUCAACAUCAAAAACAGUUUCAACAGACGCCUGUGAGGACGCCGUAUACCACAUUAAAUAUGAAGAUUAUCCAGAGAACGGUGUGGUGGCGAUGACUCUGAAUGACGUCCGGCCGCGGGCCAGAACUCUGUUGAAGUUUGAUCAGCUGAAGGUCGGUGAUGUUGUGAUGGUGAAUUAUAACCUGGAGCUGCCGGAGGAGAGAGGAUUCUGGUACGACGCUGAGAUCACAUCACUGAAUGACAUCUCACGCACCAAUAAAGAGAUCCACAUGAAGAUCUUAUUGGGAGGCCCUGGAGAUGUGAUUGGUGACUGUAAGCUGACAUUUCUUGAUGAGAUUUACAAGAUAGAAAAACCAGGAGCACCAGCGCUAUCUGCUGCAGAUGGACCCUUCAAACGUAAGAGCGGUCCGGAGUGUAAACACUGUAAGGCAGAUCCAGAUGUUGAGUGUCGCUUCUGUUCAUGUUGUGUUUGUGGAGGCAAACAAGACGCUCACAUGCAGUUAUUGUGUGACGAGUGUAACAUGGCCUUUCACAUUUACUGUCUGAAUCCACCGCUGUCUGCUAUACCAGAGGACGAGGACUGGUAUUGUCCCACCUGUAAGAACGACAGCAGUGAGGUUGUACAAGCCGGUGAGAAACUCAAAACCAGUAAGAAAAAAGCCAAGAUGCCGUCAGCCACUACAGAGAGCCACAGAGACUGGGGCAAGGGAAUGGCUUGUGUGGGCCGUACUAAAGAAUGCACAAUCGUCCCCUCCAAUCAUUAUGGUCCGGUCCCUGGUGUUCCUGUCGGAACGACGUGGAAGUUUCGUGUUCAGGUGAGUGAGGCGGGCGUUCACAGGCCUCACGUGGGUGGAAUACACGGUCGCAGUAAUGACGGCUCGUACUCGCUGGUGCUCGCUGGAGGAUUUGAGGAUGAAGUUGACCGGGGCGAUGAGUUCACCUACACGGGUAGUGGAGGUCGAGACCUGUCGGGUAACAAGCGAAUCGGAGAGCAUUCAUUUGAUCAGACUCUCACACACAUGAACAGGGCUCUUGCGCUGAACUGUGACGCACCCCUGAAUGAUAAAAAUGGGGCGGAGUCUCGUAACUGGCGGGCAGGUAAACCGGUGAGAGUUAUCCGCAGCUCGAAAGGCCGACGCAUCAGCAAGUAUGCACCUGAAGAGGGCAACCGAUACGAUGGCAUUUAUAAGGUGGUGAAGUAUUGGCCUGAGAUUGGUAAGUGUGGAUUUCUGGUGUGGAGGUAUCUGCUGAGACGAGAUGAUGUUGAACCAGCACCCUGGACUCCUGAAGGAAUAGAACGAAGCAAAAAACUGGGCCUAAAAGUCCAGUAUCCUCCUGGGUAUCAAGAAGCGAUGGCCAAUAAGACAAAGAAAGAAGCGAGUGCCCGAGGAGGUGGCGGAUCUACGCGGGGCAGGAAAAGAGGUCGACCGAGAUCCACACGAGGACAAAGGAACGCUCGAGAGAAAGAGGAGAAGCCGGCGGUGAACGUGGAGGAAGAAGAUCAUCAUCAGAGUAACAGCAGUCCAGACAGAGCCGAGGAAAACCUCACAGGUGUGUGUGAGGAGCAGGAGGAGCCACAGGUGAAGCGCUCAAAGGAUGUGGAAGCGUUUGUUCUGUCAGAGGAACAGCGGAGUCUCAUACAAGAAGAUGAACCCAACAGGAAACUCUGGGAUGAAGCUCUGAGCUUCCUCGUGGAGGGACCGAACUUCCUGCGUAAGGUGGAGCAGAUGUUCAUGUGCGUCUGCUGUCAGGAGUUAUCCUACCAGCCAAUCACCACUGAGUGCUCACACAACGUCUGCAAGACCUGUCUGCAGAGGUCGUUUCGAGCCGAAGUGUUCACCUGCCCCGCCUGCCGCCACGACCUGGGCAAAGAUUAUCCCAUGACCCUCAAUAAAAACCUACAGCUGCUCCUGGAUCAGUUUUUCCCUGGUUACAGUAAAGGACGAUGAGUUUAAGAGUGAAUAUGGACAUGAAUCUGCUCUACGCACAGCAGCGAUGCUUUCACACGCACUUCAUCUCAAACGCCAGCCUGACGUUUGUAUUCAACUAACCAUGACACAAUCCUGUCCGAAAACAUUAGUUUACUGGAUUACCACGUAGCAAAUUCUGCCUUAAAAAUGGUAAAAUAGAAGUUAACAUGAGUUUAGUUAACAGAAUCUGCCAAAUGGAUAAAGAAUGAAACUAGAAUCUGGCUCGUUUUUCAGCCCAAAAUGAAAAUAUAUUUUGAUUCAGAGCAUCUUACCUCACAUUAUCAUUACCAUUAAUGUGUCUGCAGAUUUUAUUUGAUGUUUUAUUUGUUAUUACUGUAUUAGAGUAUUUCAUCUGUUACAGUAUGAAAAUACUGUAAUAUCAGAUGUAACUAAAUUAAAAUCUACUAGUAAAGCUAGUACAACAAAUACUGCAAUGUGUAAAUACUUUAAUAUGUUUUAAUUGUUAAUAUGCAUAAAUGCAAUUGAAAUAAUAUAUUGAAUUUGCAUUACAGUAAUGACAAUGUGAAGGUAAAAUGUGGUUAAAUGUAAAGUUUCAUUGUCACACAUGUUCUAGAGAGGUAAACUCAAUAAUAAUGGGCGGUCAGAUGAUGUUUUUUUAAUUGUUCUGCAUUUUGAUUUGCUGGUUUAAUGAGAACCCUUAAACCUACAGGACAGAUGAGAUGAAGUGAAAUCACUCCAGAUCUUCCUGUUAAUGUACAAGUUUCCACUGAUGUGGAAUGGGAUCAAUCACAGUAGAACUGGACCCUGUUCAUUAUGGGAUAGAGCACACGUGUCACUUCCUGUUCAACCCCUUCGGUCGUCUGUUGCUCGGCUCGUUCGUCUUAUUUUGUGGUGAUGUCUUUUUUCUUGCAAAUGUAAAGCGUUUAAUGAUUAUACCGCAAUCUGUGAAGUGUGUCGCUCUCUGUUUUUCUUCCGUUUAGUUUCUCUGUGAUUUUUGGCUGUUCUCUCUCUCUUCUGCGUUUUCUCAAUCUCUCGCUCUACUCAUCUGCUUUGACUUCAAUGUUGGUGUGUUAGGGUUUUAUUGCACUUACUAAAGACCACAAGAGAUAUUUUGUAAGCAGGAGACUGUCGAUGGUUAAACCUGAUGAUGGUGUGUUUGCUGAUGGAGGUUGUUGAUUUAUUUUCCUCUUAUUAUUUCGUUUCUGCUCUUCCAUCGUUCAGCUUUUUAAAUGUGGCAAAUUUGACCUGCUGUCCUAGCAGAAACAAUGCUUUGAAUUGUGAUUCCAAAUUUUAUACAUGGUAUAAUACUUGUUAUGUACUUAUUAAAUAUUUUGAUUCCAGAAACAA